UCUCCUCUCAGGAGCCAGGGACAAACAGCACUGCCCAGAGAGUGAGCAGGAGAGAGGGUCCUUCGGGAGGCCAAAGAGGAUUUUAGAGAAGAGGAGAGAGAGACAGAGCCACAAGUGUCUGGGCAGAAUCCAGAGCAGAGAGACAAGAAGCGUCUGGAACCAACUCCCCAAGGGCAAGACAGGCUGUGAGAGGAAGGGACAGGAGCUAUAGCAGAGCCAUUUCCAGAGCGAACAGGAAGGCAGAGGAGCAUCUACAGGCCAGUGGAAGUGAGGAGGGCAGGGUCUAGAGGCCCGGGCAGGCACGAUCGCCGAGGGGAUGAACUUCACCGUGGGUUUCAAGCCGCUGCUAGGGGAUGCACACAGCAUGGACAGCCUGGAGAAGCAGCUCCUCUGCCCCAUCUGCCUGGAGAUGUUCUCCAAGCCGGUGGUCAUCCUGCCCUGCCAACACAACCUCUGCCGCAAGUGUGCCAAUGACGUCUUCCAGGCCUCCAACCCUCUGUGGCAGUCCCGGGGCUCCACCACUGUGUCCUCGGGAGGCCGCUUCCGCUGCCCGUCCUGCAGACAUGAGGUGGUCCUGGACCGACACGGGGUCUAUGGCCUGCAGAGAAACCUGCUGGUGGAGAACAUCAUUGACAUCUACAAGCAGGAGUCCUCACGGCCACUGCACUCCAAAGCUGAACAGCAUCUCAUGUGUGAGGAGCAUGAAGAAGAGAAGAUCAAUAUCUACUGCUUGAGCUGUGAGCUGCCCACCUGCUCGCUUUGCAAGGUCUUUGGGGCCCACAAGGACUGCGAGGUGGCCCCACUGCCUGCCAUUUACAAACGUCAGAAGAGUGAGCUCAGUGAUGGCAUCGCAUUGCUGGUGGCAGGCAACGACCGAGUGCAAGCUGUGAUCACACAGAUGGAGGAGGUGUGCCAGACCAUCGAGGACAACAGCAGAAGGCAGAAGCAGUUGUUAAAUCAGAGGUUUGAGAGUUUGUGCGCUGUGCUGGAGGAGCGCAAGGGCGAGCUGCUGCAGGCGCUGGCGCGCGAGCAAGAGGAAAAGCUGCAGCAGGUCCGCGGCCUCAUCCGGCAGUACGGUGACCACUUGGAGGCCUCGAGCAAGCUGGUGGAGUUAGCCAUCCAGUCCAUGGAGGAGCCGCAGAUGGCGCUCUACCUUCAGCAAGCCAAGGAGCUGAUCAAUAAGGUCGGGGCGAUGUCCAAGGUGGAGCUGGCGAGUCGGCCAGAGCCGGGCUACGAGAGUAUGGACCAGUUCUCAGUGAGCGUGGAGCAUGUGGCUGAAAUGCUGAGGACCAUCGACUUCCAGCCAGGUGCUGCCGGGGAGGAAGACGAUGAAGAAGUGGUGUUGGAUGGGGAUGAAGGCGGCGUAGGGCCAGAUGAGCGGCCGGACGCGCCGGAAGGGCCGCACUGAGCCGGCUCGCAGUGGAGAGUCUGUGACCCCCCACCGAUGUGGAGGGAGAUCUGCGCAGCGGUGACCGCGCCCCCAG
This is a messenger RNA of Ochotona princeps (American pika), 1484 nucleotides long. RefSeq names its product tripartite motif containing 54 (gene TRIM54). The transcript is spliced from 10 exons. The coding region runs from base 317 to 1408 and encodes 363 amino acids. Gene Ontology annotation, molecular function: zinc ion binding. Lineage: Eukaryota; Metazoa; Chordata; Mammalia; Lagomorpha; Ochotonidae. The record is from RefSeq and is a predicted model, not a curated record.